ACCAGGGAACUGGCAUCUUGCAAGAACCGGCACCUUGCAAAGGAUUCCAGGCUACAGCACAAGCUGCCACGAAAGACCAGGCCGGAAAGACCAGGCCGGAAAGAACAGUCGUGGUCUGUGGAGUUCCAGGUAGCCUUGACCAUGGCACAAUGGUUGACAUACUAAAAAUUCAUUUUCAGAAGACAAAGAAUAAUGGUGGAGAUGUGGAAGACGUGGAUUAUCCUACAUCAACGAAAGGUGUGGCCUAUGUAACAUUUGAAGAUAAACAAGUUGCAGAGAAAGUUCUCACAAAAAGUGAUCACAAGCUAGAGGACAAGAGGUUUCGCAGGGAUUAUCCCUUGAAAGUGUCCUUGUAUGGUGAAAGUAUUUUUACCUGUGUGACAUGCAUCCUCAGUUUGUCCAUUUUUGGUGAGCAACACAACUUGGAAGAUCUGGUGCAAGACCUUAAGAAGAACCUCCCGUGUUUGAGCUUUGGGCCAUUGCACCCCAGUGGGAAAAUACGUGUGCAGGGUCCAUUUUCAGCCAUCUCUCUUCUCAAAGAUAGGCUUUUAUUAAAAAUGAAACCUACCCUUCCAGAACAGCAAGUUAAGGGAGGAGAAGGGUCAACAGCUCACAGUUCGACGGAGAGGCCAAUGAGCAGUGAGUUGCCCUUGGCACCAAGAGAUAAUCUUGCUCAAAGUACAAGCAAGGAGGCUGUACAAGUGACCUUGGAUACUGAUGUAUAUUACUACUUCAAAACAUUUGUAGACCCAUUAUAUAAAACACAUCUAGAAAGGUGUGGUGUCAUGGUUUUGGAAAAUGUAGAUGGUGAGCUUACCACCAUCUGUUUCAGAGAGGACAACAAGCCAGGUUCCAAGAAGUUAGAAGAUGCCAAACAUUUCAUUGAGACUUGGUCUGCAAAUCUGCAUGGCUUUUUGCGCAAAGAAAGGUUGGUUCAGGAAGGCUUCACCCAAACUGGGAUACAAAAUCUUGAGCGAGCAUGUGAGAUAGUCCGUCCUUCCUACCCAAGAGUUCUGGUAAUCCCAUACCAAACUCACAUAGAUGUCAUAGGAUCUUCUUCAGACAUUUAUAUGUUUUCCCAACAAGUGAAUGAAUUGGUUAGGUGUUUCCCAAAACAACCUUGGAGAUAGUAGGCAGUAAUUUUCAAUUCAAGGACAGACCUUGACAUGGGACAACCUGCAGUCCCACAAAAUAGCACCCUUGGGUUUCUUUGUUUGCCUAUAACAUACAUUAUCUUUUUGCCCAUCCUCAGUCCACAUCACUGGAUGACAGAAGAAGCAAAAUAACAGGAGUAAGUGUGGUUAGAGAGUUGUUAAAGAGAGACUGGGAGGAAUUGACAUGAGGUUGAUGUUUUUGAUGGAAGUACUAAGGUGAACAUUAUUCUACCCUGAAAAUAAAGCGUGAGCUCCAACAUCUUGAUAGUGACAGUAAAUGGACAGCAGUCAAUCAACAGAAGAGAAAAAAGUGGCACAGCUCAGUGUAUCUGAUUUGACAGUAGAGGUGAUAUUUGUGUCUUUCCCUCUGGACUUCAGCACUGAUUACAAACCUAAAUGACUUAUGAGGAAGCAUUGCUUCAGUCUUUUCCUCUCCCCACACCCCCCGUCCACGUCUAUGGACAAAGUUUGGUUAUAAACUUUCUAGUGUUGGUACUGUCCGUGAUCCUGUUAGAAACAAGAUUAUUUUGUAAUAGAACUGUGAACAGCUAUAGGUAAUAUUUUUUAAUAUUUAUGUAUAAUGAAAUAACUGUGUUUAAGUUGUUCCAAAUUAGCUGUUUAUUCUCAUUCUAGUUUUUUGUACACAGAAGCAGAAAAAAAUAAAUCAGGUAUGUGUCACUGGUACCAUGGA
Messenger RNA from Varanus komodoensis (Komodo dragon), 1845 nucleotides. RefSeq names its product RNA binding motif protein 43 (gene RBM43). Bases 150 to 1130 code for a protein of 326 amino acids. Lineage: Eukaryota; Metazoa; Chordata; Lepidosauria; Squamata; Varanidae. The record is from RefSeq and is a predicted model, not a curated record. The transcript has 4 exons. Gene Ontology annotation, molecular function: RNA binding.